AGAGACCUGGCGAGCUUUGUGCAUAGCCCGGGUGGAAUGCGGCUUCGAUGGGCUUGACGUGUUCGGAUUUGCAGCAGGAGUGCGACCGGGACAAGAAGUGCUAUGUGGAUCAGAACGAGAUGAAGUUCUCCUCUCGUUCCAAUGUGAAGCUGAGCGGAGCCAGUGGGCCGAGCGCCACUUGGUUCUCCUCGAGAUCCACCGCGGCCUCCUCUUGCAGUCUGCAGACAAACCAAGGGUCACAAGGACAGAGACUCUCCCCUCAAUCUGUGAGCUGGGCAGAUGGUUUGUGCAGACAGCGAGGGGCGUCACUAGGUCGCGUGCAGCUGACACCCAAGGCAUCUUCCUUUGCCCACGGUGCAAUUGCAACCCCGUACGUGCCAGCUCGGUGAUUGCCAGCGCCCAAUCUUGUUGGUGGGGGAGGCAUGUUCAGCCACCUUGGCAUCACGCCGUGAAUCGCAUUCUCAGGCCACGCUGUUGGUCCGAGUCGCCGGCUCAGGAAUCGUCAGCCGGUCUCCGAGAUCGGGCGUAUCUGGCAUCUGAAUCAAUUCGCAGUGCAUGGAAACUCUGCUUGUCUUAUUCAAGCAGGACGUGUCAACCAUGGCCUAUAUCAGUUUGUCGU
Messenger RNA from Effrenium voratum, 619 nucleotides. The record is from the annotation of a GenBank genome assembly. Lineage: Eukaryota; Dinophyceae; Suessiales; Symbiodiniaceae.